AAUAGAUUGUGCAUUUAUAUAUGACUAUGGAUAGGCCUACUGUGUUUGCCGAUUGUGAGUCUCUGGACUAGCAUUAGCUCUAGGUAACGCUAUCUCUCCACAACGUCAUGUAGCUAACAUGCUAAUGUCAAUUCUUAGCUAAAUAUUGUGAAUGAAAAAUUAAACUACCCCAUCGUAGGCUAUUUAGCUUACGCGAACUACAGUUUAAACAAGUUCUCGUUAAACGUGAGGCUUUAUACAUGUUCAUGUCAUGUCACAAGAACAAACUUGCCUUUUCAACGUGGGAGGAUGUUUGUACUCCAUUCCGAUGAGUCGACUCGCCUGUUUUCAAGAGUCCUUGCUGUUGAAAGAAAAUGUAACCAAUGAUAAUGCAAGGUUAUUCCUGGAUAGAGACGGCUUUACCUUUAGACAUCUACAUUAUUACAUACAUACUGGAAAGCUUGCGUCCUCUUGCAUAUCAGAGCUAAAUAUCUUAUAUGAGCUGGCAUCAACUCUACGUCUGACAUCACUGCAACAGGCUUUGGAAAAUCGCCAGUCAGGCAAACACUUUCUUCGCGCGCGCCCAGUGGAUCUUCAAGUAGCAGAAAGAGCUUCAAUGUAUUACUGGAAGAUGCGACUGUGUAACCCCAAACAACCGGAGGCAGUGGCCAGCCCGGUUUUGACAGUGCAUGAUGCCAUACCUCUGGGCCUUGUAGGGACACCACUAGUUGACCAUGAUGAGGAGGUUCUCUACUGCUUUCUCCCUCUUGACCAGAUUCGACUGUAUCCCAACCUGGUGACACAGGACAACCUGCUGUGGUUAUGUGAUGGUAUAGCUAUCAUUGAAUGCGGCACUAGACUAUUCAGAUUCAUAGCUAAUUUCCUGCGGACGGGAAAGAUCUUACUGCCAGAGCACUUCAGUGAUUAUGAGCUGCUGAGCAGAGAGGCAACCGUGAUUGGCAUGGCAGAGUUCGCAGAGGCACUGCAAGACCAAUGUGAGAUGAAUAGCAAUCCUGAUAUUCCUCAGAUGUCAGACGUUGAGUCUGUUGCUCAGCCUUUGUAUGUCAUGACCUUUGACCUCCUGGUGAAAUACCCUGAUUCGUCCCUGGGCCAGCUUCACAUAGACAGCAAUCUUGAGGGGAGCCGGCUCUACAUAACAGGCUCAGGAGUUGUUUUCCAACAUGUGCAGGACUGGCUGGGAACAUGCUGUCUGCCCCUGACCGAGGAGGCCUCUCAGCUGCCUGCUCUGUGUGAGUACCUGGACGCCCAAGAUGGGGCCUAUCAGGUGUUCAAGGAGGCCCUCUUCAAGUGUCUGCACAAGAGGAAAAACUCAACUUCAACAAGACCCUUUACCACAAAGCCAUGGUCUGCUUCAGUGGCGGCAUGUACGGUUUAUAAAAUAGUAAAAGUUUACGUUGGAACAUAUUGGUACGCCACUUAUUUGCAAACUUUGUUGAAGUAUCCGGAGCUGCUGUCUAACUCCAGUAAGGUCCGCUGGAUCUGUUUUGGUCACAGCCUGCAUGUGAAUGGGGACGGGCAAAUAUUCCGACAUAUAUUAAACUUCCUCAGAUCCGGUCGCUUGCUACUUCCAGCUGAUUUCAGGGAGUGGCCUUUGCUCUGCCAGGAGAUUGAGGACUUCCAGAUCCCGGCCUUGUCUGGAGCGCUGGAGGACUGCUCCGACUACAGGGCCUGGUGCAGAGGAAAGGACAGGAGGAGUGAGGGCUCUUCUUCGUCGCUGUCUUUGGCCGCCUCCCUGACUACGGAUGAUGAAGAAGACUGUUUUCUGGGGAUGUCAUCUGCUGAGGACAGCACGGACUUCGAAGUACAGGAGACACCAUUGCAAGAGAGCCCAGACAACUCCUUCCUCCUGUUGGAUGACUCCUCCAGUAGACAUUUCUGCCCUUUAGCCCAGAGUAGCUACAGCCCCUGCUUAAAGCCUACUUCGAACACCACGGUAGAGCAGCCACCAGACAGAAACAAUGUCCCAGAGCCGUCCACAGCCAGCAUCGGUCACUCAGUCGACCCCUCCAGCGUCUCCAGUGACCUGUCGGCCUCCAUCAGGAGCCUGCUGGAGAAGAUACGCUGCACCUGUCUGGAGAGCCUUCUGCAGAGGCUGAGGAACAGCAUCGCAACCAGCCAGCACACUCUGCAUGGCGGUGACGGUGGCAUUGGCAACACAGCCACCACAGCCGCGGCGUCAUCUCUGAGGCCAGAGCUGCUGUCCAUCCCCAAGGAGAGGCUGCUUCAGAUCCUGGAGGAGAGCUUCAAGAGGAAGCCCAGUCUGAACAUCACCAGGCUUCCCAGUGUCCACAGCAGCAGCUCCAGGACCAUCAUACAGAUGUCCUUGUCAUCUGGGUCAUCGCUCAUGGAGGCGCACGAUUUCUCAGGAGCAGGAGGGGAUGGAUGUAACUGGACCGGUCUGGGCCAGUCGGGCGGCCGUGUGCUCAGCAUGGGCCACCCUCCAGUGCUGGGGAGAGGGGAACCAGGUGGCUUCUUCACACACAGCAUCAUCUACACUUGCACCUACCGGCACGCUGCUUCCCAUCCACACCUGGCUGUUACGCCGAUGGAAGAUCCCAGGGAUGUGGCCUUUGCCCACUUCAAUCUAUCUUACGAGGAGAUGGUGUACGGGCGAGAGGGCCAUGCUUUUCUGACGGGUGUCAUCCUCGACUCCAAAAUGAGAGACGUGCCAAGCAGCACCAGGGACCUAGCUCAUUCGAUCUAUCUGCUGUGGACGGGUCAAACUGAAGCAGAAGAGUUUGUGAAGGACUUGCUGGCCAUCAUAGAAGUCAAGUAUGCCAAGAACCAGGAGAUGUUACAGCAGUGGUUGCACUUCACGCUGCCCAUGGCAAGACGCUACACACAGUGCAUGAUGCUGCUGGAGAAACACUGCUGCCAGACAGAGACCCUGUUCCCGUAAGACACAAGAACAAGCCUGGGCCAUUUACAGGCUGAUCAGCUUUGGGACGAGAAAACGAGCCAGCGAGCCCCUCUGCAAUCACUAGUGUCUGCAAUGGCGCUAGAUGAAGACAGGAUUUGCACCAGUGGCUAACACGGCAGCCUCUACCACAACAGUGGCAACGACAGCGCAGAGAGAGGAACUCCAUGCCACUGACCGCAGAUCAGAGUUUGCACACGAAAGAAAAGUCCCAGACACGCAAAGACCCAAACAAUGAAACCAAGUCACAUGUGUCACGCUGCUUUUUCAGAGCAUAAAAGGCAUAUUGCUUUCAUAGAAGUGUCUUAAGCGUAUGCUAAUACAACACAUACUCUUGAGCCAAACUCACUAAGAACUGCUUUUUAACUAAGGCGUGCGAUUCCUGCUUUGUCAUUUUGCAGUCUGCAGCAUAAGUGGUCAAAGAACAGAUAAAAGUGGGGGGAAAAACAAACAGAAAAACAGUUCAGAACUGUAUUGUAAACUACUACAAUAAUUAUUUACACAGUGACAGGUAUAGUACAGAACACUACUUCACCAGUACUUUUUUAAAAAGAAGAUAAAUACACAAAGAAUAUUUUUAAAUCAACUUUCUUUAGAAAAAAAAAAGAUAUAAAAGCUAUGAAAGCUCAAAAGUGGCUUGAAUAGAACAGUGCUAUAUCCCCCCCAGCUCUUUUUCAGUGAGAUGAGAUCAGAUGAGAUGUGCUGCUGGGACCUCCACAGGGAAACAAUAAAAUUCUUGCUUGACGUC
Messenger RNA from Engraulis encrasicolus (European anchovy), 3665 nucleotides. RefSeq names its product BTB/POZ domain-containing protein KCTD19-like. The record is from RefSeq and is a predicted model, not a curated record. The transcript is spliced from 19 exons. Bases 251 to 2899 code for a protein of 882 amino acids. NCBI's taxonomy places the organism in Eukaryota, Metazoa, Chordata, Actinopteri, Clupeiformes, Engraulidae.